AUGUCUCACAGCCAGCUACCCAACAACUCCUGGCUCAACAGCUCAGCUCCUCUCUUCACUGGCUUGGACCUCCUCCUGCAGCUGAAGCCCCUCUUCAUCCCUCUCUACGCCAUGCUGGUGGCUGUGGCAUGCACAGGGAACCUCUUCCUCAUCCUUCUCAUCGCUCUCACCAAGAAGCUUCACUGCACCACCAAUUUCCUCAUAGGGAACCUGGCAGCUGCCGACUUCAUCAUGUGCCUGGCCUGCGUCCCCCUCACGGUCUCCUAUGCCUUCGAGGCACGGGGCUGGCUCUUUGGCACCUUCCUGUGCCACUUUGUCACCCUGGUGCAGGCUGCCACCGUCUUCGUCUCAGUGCUGUCCCUCACUGCCAUUGCCAUCGACCGCUAUGUGGUGGUUGCCUACCCUCUCCGCAGGAGGGUGAGCUGCAGGUCCUGCAUCUGCCUCGUGGCCUGCAUCUGGCUGCUCUCCCUCCUGGCUGCGGUGCCCACCUCACUGCACACUUACUACUUGGACCUGAACGCUGUUGGCCACGACAUGAUCAUCUGCGAGGAGUUCUGGCAGCAGGAGGAGCGAGCGCGGCUGCUCUACUCCUGCCUGAUGCUCCUCUUGUCCUACAUGCUCCCACUUCUGGCCGUGUCCUUCUCCUUUUGUGCCAUCUCCUACCACCUGCGGAGGAGGAACGUCCCAGGUGCCACCUAUCCCUGCCAGGACAAAUGGACCAAAACCAAGCAGAAGACCUUCCGGGUGCUCACCGUUUCGGUGCUGAGCUUUGCCAUCUGCUGGCUGCCCCUCCAGGUGGUGAACUUCAUCAGAGACAUCGACGAGGAGUUCACCAUCCUGGACAAGAGGUAUGUCAAUGUCAUCCAGGUCUCGUGCCACCUGAUUGCCAUGAGCUCUGCCUGCUACAACCCCUUCAUCUACGCCGCCCUCCAUGACAAGUUUUGGUUCCACCUCAGCAGCUACUUUUACCACAAGAAGAAGAGCUCCAGCACCAGGUCCUGCAAGGCCUCUCGGUUCAACACCUGCUCCACCUUGGCAGAUGCUCCCACCAGGGUCUCUGAUAAGAGAGCUUUGCACAGUAGGUUCUCUUCACUGGAGGACCCCAAGAGAUCCAUUUUUCUUUCAGACUUGGUGUGA
Messenger RNA from Indicator indicator, 1137 nucleotides. Its product is annotated as prolactin-releasing peptide receptor-like. Lineage: Eukaryota; Metazoa; Chordata; Aves; Piciformes; Indicatoridae. The coding region runs from base 1 to 1137 and encodes 378 amino acids. Gene Ontology annotation, biological process: G protein-coupled receptor signaling pathway. Gene Ontology annotation, molecular function: neuropeptide binding; neuropeptide Y receptor activity. The transcript has a single exon. The record is from RefSeq and is a predicted model, not a curated record. Gene Ontology annotation, cellular component: plasma membrane; neuron projection.